AUGCCUUCAAAGCGACAGAUACAAUUUGUUGACCGUAAGGGCAUUGUCUACAGCAUUGGGCCACUAGGCAUCAUCAGGUCUAAACGACCAAAAGCCCCUGCCCCAAUUCCAACGCAAAAUAAUCAUCUCUCAUCCGUCUAUUUUCAAGAGCAAGCCCCGAAGGGUACAGAAGACCUCCUCCCAGUGCAUCGCGGUAAGGGAUCGUACGAGGUGCCGGUCGUCCUGUGCGACAGAUCUUACCGCUCACCUUGGAUCAUGCAAGCCUCAUGGGGUGACGAAUAUGAUGACGGUCAGGUCAGCUAUGACCGCCCAAGAGCAAGCGACGCGGACGAGGAUAACGGCUGGGCUGGUGAACAGAACGGUCGCGGAUCGACUCCUCACGACAUGAAAAUGGGCACUGGAGUCAAUCACAAGCAGCAUGAUGAUAGCAAUGCUCCUCCAACGCAACGCAAUCAUUCCGCCAAUUUGCAUCCACGAAGGCAACACGAUGACACUCUCCCCCCUGCUCACCACCGGGUUCGUGGCUCUGCUCCAAUCGACUUCGCGCUCGCCCAUGACAGGACCCCACUGCCACAGAUUACUGCCGCGGGGACCUCCCCUCUUCCGUUCUGCACAGCGGCUCGCAAGUUGCAAACGACGUUGAGGAGGUCUAUUGCCUUCUUCAAGAGAUUCUACAGCGAAUUUCAGCAUGAGACCAGGGCCUUGGGUGCGUAUGCCGACCUCGAGCUCAUCAACCGAGCCUGGCAGAAGAAGAUCCGGAACAGUGAGCAAUACCUUACAUCGAGGAGCAGGGGUCGCGGAGCGAUGGCUGGAACAAAGGAUCAAGGCGGGUCUUCAGGUGAUGAUGCGAACAGCAGCAACAACGAUGGAAACCAGGAUCAGACACCAAGAAAGCCGUCUCCCCGGGACGAGUCGCCAUUCAAUGCCACAGUCCCAGACCUGCGGACCUUUUCAGAACUUCAAAGUGAGGUGAUCGAACGCGUCACCGCUCUCUACCACUCUGAUCUUCCCCAAUCGCGUCUCCGUGCCCCCACCGACAAGCACACCCUAUCCUCCCAUCCAAGUAACCCAUUUGAUUUUUACACCGACAGUGAGGAAAACCAUGGUUCAAGUCCCCAAGACCGCCACAUUCUUGAACAAUGGAACUUGGCAAUAGCCUUGAAGCGGCACGUCCAUGAUUCGUAUGGACAGCUCGUUCGAGUGGUCAGACUCAUGGACAAAGAUUACAUGGCGGUCACUGCGGCGGCACGGGAGUUGGAGAUGUUGAAGAGGGAUCUGGAAAUAUAUCGACGCGGUUGGGAUGAUAAUUACCGAAGCGAACAAGAUUGUAGGGACGACGACCAAGGUCAAGGGAAUAGGAGCUAUACGGAUGCAGAUGAGACUGCAGGAGGGGGUGGCUAUUAG
This is a messenger RNA of Capronia coronata CBS 617.96, 1404 nucleotides long. RefSeq lists its product as uncharacterized. The transcript has a single exon. Lineage: Eukaryota; Fungi; Ascomycota; Eurotiomycetes; Chaetothyriales; Herpotrichiellaceae. The coding region runs from base 1 to 1404 and encodes 467 amino acids. The record is from RefSeq and is a predicted model, not a curated record.